UCUAACCCAGAGGCUGCUCAGCUCCCCACGUGCACAGCAACGGCCGAGCAAGAGCCUCUUCCGGCUCCGGCCGCCUGGCGGUGCCCGAGUCGGGGAGGGUACAGCACCAGCUGACUGUACCCACAGGGCUGGGGCUCUUCUGCAGGGUCCAGGAGGGACGCAGCAGCCCAGGGCACCCCGUGGUCGGAUCAUCUCCUCAGUCGCUGUCCCGGUCCGGGUGGGCGAGGCUGGGAGGCUCCGUCACUCUAGGAAGAAGCCCAGCGCAUGGGGGAGCAUCCCCCCAGGCUGGACAUGCCGGGAUUGGCUGGGGGAAGCUGACGGAUCCACCUGGACCAGCUACAAGGGAUCCAGCGGGAUCAGCUGGGGAUCCCCCAGCCGCCCCGUCGGACAUGGACUUGUAGCUACCUCACCCGCUGCUGGGAAUGGAGCCAGUUGCUCCCCAGACCCCCUGCCUGGGCCCUGACCAACCACAGCCUAGGAGCUGGGCCACCGCAGUCAGGCCUUGGCGAGCUGGGAGCUGUGAUGGCCCGCAGGGGCCGGGGCCCUCCCCGCGUUUCCAAGUGAGGCCCCUGCAGGAGGCGUCGGCCCAGAGGGCCUUUGGCCUCCCGAGCCUCAGCCUGCAGGAGCGGAUCAGGUUCUUCCAGAAGAGCUUGGCUGCAAGCGAGGAACCUGGCCCCCGGGCCCCGCAGGCCCCCAGGACCCGGGGGAGGGGGGGCCAGGAGCUGAGGCCCAGUGGCAGGGACUGGCCGCCCCGCAGGAGUGAGGACAGAGUCCCGUCUAGCGGGGGCCCAGCCCUGCGCCCCAGCAGCUCCGGGCCCCCUGCCCGGAUGGAGCCAGCUGGCGAGACGCGGCCUCGCCCAGGCGGGGGCAGGGGCCGCAGCGUGGGGCCAGGCUGCUCCGUCAGGGAGCAGGUUCGCUCCUUCGAGCUGCGCUUCGGGGCGAGCCAGGCUCCCUGUGCGGCUGCUGCCCCCCGGGGCAGACAGGCAGCCGGGGGCAAGGAGCAGGAGCCACGGCCCCCCAAGAAAGGGCAACAACUCUCAGCCCUGCCAGCCAGGCUGUGCCUGCCCCAGCUGGAGCCACCGGCCCCUGAGCAGCCCCAGGGGGGCAGGAGGGCAGGAGCCAGGGCCCCAAGGCUGCCCCGGACCCCCACAGACGCCGGCAGACCCCAGGCGGCCUGGGGGGAAGGUCCAGCUGGUGAGGGGCUGCCAGGGGCCAGGCCUGCUGGGGGGCCAUUCCAGAGCUACCUGCCCAGGUUCAGCCCCCUGACAUCCUCCCCGCUCCCCACAGAGGGCAGGGCCCUAGAGCCGCCCCCGGCCCUGCCCCCCACCCCCUGGGGCCUGGGGGAGUCCGACGGGGACGACUCUGACUCCACAGAGUCCUCACUCACUGCCCCCAGUGAGCAGAGCCAGCCGGACGGCAGGAGCUUCGCUCUCAGCGUGGCCGAGCUGAGGGAGUUUGGCCUGGACGAGGGACACUCAGCAUCUCUGAACUCCAGCCUGUCCGGCCUGUCCAUGGUGUCCCUGAUCCCAGCCCAAGACCUGGAGCAGCUGCUGGAGGAGGUGAAGGGCCUGGGAGAUGAGAGCCAGCAGCACCUCCAGGAGAUCCAGGUGGUCGUGCUGCACAAGGACGAGGGGGCCGGGCUGGGCUUCAGCCUCGCAGGGGGCAGCGACCAGCACAAGAGGGUGACGAUCCACCGCGUCUUUGCCGGCGGCCUGGCCGCCCAGGAGGGCACCAUCCAGCCAGGGGAUGAGGUUCUCUCCAUCAACGGGCACUCGCUGGCGGGCUGCAGCCAUGGGGAGGCGCUGCGAACGCUGCACCGGGCCCGGACCGCCCGGCAGGCCAUUGUGGUGCUGCGGAAGGCGGGAGUGGAUGGGCUCCCCAACGGCUCCCUCCCAGUGCCGGGCCCGCAGCCUCCUCCAUCAGCACCAGACACCAUGGUGAGGCCCGUGCAGGUGGUGAAAGACGCCAAUGGACUCAGAUUCAGCCUGGACGGGGGACGGGGGUCGCUGCAGGGGGACAGGCCACUGACCGUCAAGAAGAUCUUCCAGGGGGGCCCCAAGGACCUACUGCAGCCUGGGGACGAGGUGCUCCAGAUUGGGGACCGGAGCCUGCAGGGGCUGAUGCGGCUGGAGGCCUGGCAGCUCAUCAGGGCUCUGCCCAUGGGACCCGUCCAGCUGCUUGUGAGAAAGAAGGGAAAGCCCUGACAGCCAUGAGAUCUGCACCCAAACUGGACUUGAGCCCCCGACAGCGCCGGCGUCUCCAGAUGGCUGGGGCAGAUACAUGCCUCCCGCAGCGCCAGCACAGAGAUGGUUUUCUCUGCGGGGGUCUUGUUUCC
Molecule: messenger RNA, 2335 nt
Organism: Mauremys reevesii (Reeves's turtle)
Lineage: Eukaryota; Metazoa; Chordata; Testudines; Geoemydidae
Product: pro-interleukin-16-like
Exons: 7
Coding region: 423-2204 (593 amino acids)
Biological process (GO): induction of positive chemotaxis; leukocyte chemotaxis
Molecular function (GO): CD4 receptor binding; cytokine activity
Source: RefSeq, a predicted model, not a curated record